GUUAUUAUCUGUGUGCCAGUGAUCAGUGCAGGAUGGUCUUGCCAGAUCUUCCCUCUGAGGCGGUUGUGCAGUCUAUAACUGGCUGCUUGUUAAACAAGGGCAUUUCCAUUUGUUAAUUGAUGCAAUUACGCCCUCCUGGUAAUGGGCACCAGGGGGCUCCAGGCGGCCAUCAAUCACCCUUCCAUUGACCUGUCAAAGCCGUGCUAUUCCGUUCUUCUGGGACCAGUCCGAGCGCUAAUCGAGAAAAAUGGAGACAUCAUCCUCUUUAAUUAGGGUCUGGCCCUUUGGCCACCUUUUUGAGAAGCCAGCAGAGGAAGUCUUUCUAAUUCAGGACAUCAUUUUCUGAUGAAUUUAUUUUCAUGUUUCGGUGUGUGCGUGUGUGUGUGUGUGUGUGUGGGGGGGGGGGUAUAUGUUAAAGCGAGGUUUGCCAAUGUCCUGCCCCCAACGCCCUCCAUGCCCCAUGGCCUUACCAGUUUGUGAUUUAUUUGUGGCUUGACAGUCUACGGGCAAAUGAUAAAGGGCGAGGUUCUUUGUAUGCCUUAAUUAUUAUAAAGUUAUCUUGUAGCAGUUAAAAACUAAUAUGUGAAAGUCAGACUUGAACGCCAAACCAAACAAAAGGGACGUGUUUGAAUUCUAAUAGUAAAUAAAGCACAGAUGUAAAACUGCAUACUGUGGACUUUAAAUGUCCCAUAUUUGAAUGAUUGUGAAUUAAAUGCCCAUGUUUGAAUGAUUGUAGAGUGUGAAUCUUGCGGCUGAAACGCAUGACUUUUGCUACCUGAGAAUGAAGACUGUGUGUUCUUCACCCUGUAAACUUAGGGACAGAGCUUACGACCUACUUAACUGUACUUUCAAAAAGGAAAAAUAAAUAAUGCAAAAAAAAAAAACAUCGCCUUUGCAUUAAACGGAAAAUGGAAAGCAACUCCUUUUGAAUUGAUUGUAUACCUGGAAGAACAUUAUUUGUGUUAUUUAUAGAUGAACUAGUCUGCAAAAGCGGGUAUUUUAAAUUAUAAUUCUACAUUUCCAUUAAAAAUCCAAGGGUAUGGCAAAAAAAAAAAAGAAUAGCAGCAAACCUUCUUUCGAUUUAUCUCAUUUGUGCAGCAGAUUGUGUGAAUAUUUGGUCGUGCACCACGGCACAACAUUAACACAACACGAACAAGUGUCGAGUUGAACACAUCUUAGAAUAUUAGAUGUUAGAUAUGAUUGGCAAAGGCAUUAUUACAUCCAUGCUGCCCCGUCGUUUCGGGAUUACUAUGACGUCACGGUGAUACUCUUCCACGGUUGAAUGCUAAAGAACUAUAGAGCAGCAAAUAAUAAAACAAGCAGCCUCGAUAUCUUGCAAGACUUCAGCUAAACACAAUCUAUGUUUUUAUGUAAUUCCAAGGACUGUAAGAUGUCACAGAACUGAACGCUUCAGAUGACUGGAUAUACUUAAGUGUAGUCAUCUAUUAUUAAGGGAAAGCUGUGUCUGCUUGAAAUGUUUGCAUGAGAAUGUGUGCAUUGGAAAUAGUUGUGUAGCUACUACUAUCGACCUGGGGUGAAAUAUAUUUCCUGUGUUGACAGCACUGAAUCGCAAUGUCCUUCUCUCAGUUUGGUUAUCCAUACACUAGCACUUCACAGAUUUUUGUAUCCGCGACUCCAAGCACCAAUUGCUGUGAAGUUACCUCCAGAUCGGUUGCUAAUGUCUCUUCCCCAGCCGGUUCUACUCCGCCUGCUGCCAUUUGUUGUCCUUCUUAUGAAAGCAGACUUCUCACCAGCAGUACGAAUGAACUCAGUGCUGCCCUUCAGGGUAUGUACAGCUCACCUUAUGCAGCUGCAGCAGCUGCCGCCGCCACGCAGAGCUACGCAGCGAGCUACCUGCAGUCCUACAGCAGCGAGCCAGGUGCACUUUAUUCAACGCUGAAUUCUCAGUAUAAUCUUAAGGAUGACUCAAGUUUGCACUCUGGAAUCUCUCAGGCGGCUACAUUCUACUCCUACGACCAUUCCCUGGGGCAGUACCAAUAUGACAGGUAUGGGGCUGUGGAUUUUAGUGGAAAUACAAGACGCAAAAAUGCAACACGUGAGACUACCAGUACCCUUAAGACGUGGUUGUAUGAACACAGAAAGAACCCCUACCCCACAAAGGGAGAAAAAAUCAUGCUGGCCAUUAUUACUAGAAUGACUUUGACCCAAGUGUCCACAUGGUUUGCGAACGCAAGAAGGAGGCUUAAAAAAGAGAAUAAAAUGACGUGGUCUCCAAAGAAUAAAGCAGAGGACAGAAAAGAUGUGAAUGAUAAAAGGAGUGACGAGGAAAACAGCACAGAAAGUUUAGGGAAAGGUGGGAAUGAUUGUAAAGAAGAGCAUAUUAUAAUGAGUGACCUGGACGACUUAGAGGAAGGCGAAUUAGAAAAAAGAAGCAUUAGUCAUGCAAAGAUACAAACUGAAAGCCAAGUCAUAAGCAGCUUAGUAGAAUCGGGUAAAAGUGACUGUAGGCACACGUAUCUACCACAUAUUUACACUUCUGGCUGCAAAAAAACUAACCAAACUGCUACAGCACAAUUUAUAGAGACUAUUGUAGCCAGGUCAUCGAGUUUAUUAGCAUAUCCUAUGCCAAAGCAGCACUGUGAAGCCACCGAGAAACCCCGAAUUUGGUCUUUGGCCCACACGGCUGCAGCAACUCCAUCAAUUGAGUCGGAGAGUAAGGAGCAAAGGACUGAAACUGUGACUCCUGACUGCCAGGUACAGGGGGCAAGGCUGUCGUACGGAACAGGGCUCUGCACUGAAGUCAAGUCCCUCCAAAACGUCAGGAGCCUUCCCAGACAUGAAAAUUACACUUAUGACAAUGAACAACGAGACAGCACGAUUUUCAGGACUUCUUUUAACACACAGUCCUUAUCCCUGAACAGUCCUUCCUACACCACAACAGGGGACACCUGUAAGAUGUCCUCAGAAACUACAGGUUUUUCCAGAGUAAUACAAUCCGGUCAAGUGCACAGAGAUCCGAGUCCUACCUGUGUACUACAAUGCGAAGGAAAACUUAGAACAGCCUUUAGAACAGUUUUGAAGCGCUGAGGUACCAUGCAACUGGCAACACAGCAGUGUAUGGGGAAAUCAGGGAAUUGUCUGUUUUGUACAACACAAGACUCUUACUUUUUUAUUGCACAACAGAGAGAAGAACAAUGCGAUGUGUGCUUCUCGAGUACUUUAAAUGGCACUUGCGUACCAGACAACAGCUAAACGGAACUGGCUCGUUCCACAACUUAAUGGACAGAAACUUGGAGCAGCAUACCAAGGUUGUACAGUUUAGUUAAAACAGUGUGCAGAAAGUAUUAAAGGCUAAAUUUAAAAGAAAAAUGUGAACACAUGAGAUAAACCAUCAGUACACUGAAUCUUUGUGUGUACUACAAAUCUUACACUGUUGCAGCAUGUAUUACUUUCUCUACCAUGUAAAUAUACAUGGAAAACUAAGAAUAAUUUGAGCUGGGAAAUAUCUACCAGUCUUGCCCUGAAGAGGACUGAUGGCAAUGUAUUAACACGUCUCCAUUGAUAUAGAUGUUUCUGUGCGGUGUCUUUUUGAGUAAACUGCCUCAUUAGGGAACAUAACUAAAUAUUCAAUGAAGUGUUUAUGGACAUCAGAAGUAACUAUAAUAUGUGAGGGUGAGACUUAAUCACACAGAAUCACUUCUUUAGUUUCUAGACACUACACGUCUGUGGAGGGAAAUUACUGCCAUACGGCCAUGAUGUGAUGUAUACCAUUGUUACUAAAACAGAACUGACAUGAUUGAUAAACUAGGACAUUGUUUUGGGAUCAUCCUAUUUCAUUUUCAUUAGAAGUCUGGCUUGCAAGGCAGAAGAGAGAGAGAGAGAAGAGAGAGAGAGGGAGAACAUUUCCACAUUAUGGUUGUCUAAUGAGUAUUGCCAUUAUAAACUUCAUGCCCUAAAUAAUGAAGAACAGAGGGAUCCAGACAGAAUACUUCUUUGUUGUUUAUGUUGGGAAUUGGCAGCAAUAAUUCAUUAAUUGAAGGACAUGCUAGGACAUCUCCAAAUCAGAAGAAGAUAGAAGCUCUUUAAAUUUGCAGGAUCGUGUAUUCUAAAUCAGUACAUUUUGGCAGAGCAUUACAGCAAAUGCCUAAAGUUCAAAACAGAGACAGCACAGUUUUGCUGUUACAAAUAACAAAACACUAAGAUUUUGUAGCCUCUUAAGAAAAUGCUUUGUAGUAUGGCAGCUACAACUGUUUUUUAAUUUAUUUAUUAAUGAGUUUUGACAAUGUGUCUCCACAAGAUCUGCUGAAGAUGAGCUUUGUAUAUUGUUUCACUACAAUUCAGGCACUUAAAUUCCUGCACUCCAGUUGUUUUGUUUUGUUAUCUCACAAAUAAAUUAAAAAAAAAAUAUUUUGU
Molecule: messenger RNA, 4374 nt
Organism: Protopterus annectens (West African lungfish)
Lineage: Eukaryota; Metazoa; Chordata; Ceratodontiformes; Protopteridae
Gene: IRX6
Product: iroquois homeobox 6
Exons: 7
Coding region: 1573-3048 (491 amino acids)
Biological process (GO): regulation of transcription by RNA polymerase II; cell development; neuron differentiation
Cellular component (GO): nucleus
Molecular function (GO): RNA polymerase II cis-regulatory region sequence-specific DNA binding; DNA-binding transcription factor activity, RNA polymerase II-specific
Source: RefSeq, a predicted model, not a curated record